GUCUAAUUAAACCCCCACCACGUAAUCCCAACGAAACCAUCCCCCCCCCGUUUAAAUCCACUCCAGCGGCGCUCUACACUUAAACACACCGUCCUCCUCCACUAUCCCGUCCCGGCCUGGCCUCAGAAGAAGAAGAAGAAGAAACGCCAGCAUCAUCAUCAGCAGCACCGCAGCACCAUCACUGCUGCUUCUCGCCUGCACGUAAGAGGCAGACGCAGCAGCAGCAGCAGCAGGCCAGUCAGCGGACGGAGAUCGGUCCUACACCGCUGUUCAUCACGAGCACGGGGAGGAAGGAGUCUGGAGCACAGCGAGCAUCCCGCAUCUCUACCCGGCUGUCCUGAACAACAGCCCCGCUGAACCUGGAACUGAGAUACUCAUCCACUCCACGGACACUGUCGCGGAUUAAUAGGGUGUGGGGGAAAAAAAACGGGUCUGGCUAGUGCUAUAGUCACUAUUGUUGUCAAGGAAACCAAGAGUCCUGUCCUGUUGCCAUGGGGAAACAGAACAGCAAGCUGCGGCCAGAGAUGCUGCAGGACCUCCGAGAAAACACGGAGUUCUCUGACCACGAGCUGCAGGAGUGGUACAAGGGAUUCUUAAAGGAUUGCCCAAGUGGAACCCUAAAUGUGGAGGAGUUCAAGAAAAUCUAUGCCAAUUUCUUCCCUUACGGUGAUGCCUCUAAAUUUGCUGAGCACGUCUUCCGCACAUUUGACACCAAUGGCGACGGGACAAUAGACUUCCGGGAGUUCAUCAUCGCCUUGAGUGUGACAUCACGGGGCAAACUGGAGCAGAAACUGAAAUGGGCCUUCAGCAUGUACGACCUGGAUGGAAAUGGGUACAUCAGCCGUGACGAGAUGCUGGAGAUUGUACAGGCCAUCUACAAGAUGGUGUCAUCUGUGAUGAAGAUGCCAGAGGAUGAAUCCACGCCGGAGAAGAGGACAGAUAAAAUCUUCAGACAAAUGGACCUCAAUAAUGAUGGUAAACUGUCCCUGGAGGAAUUCAUCAAAGGUGCCAAAAGCGACCCCUCCAUCGUCCGGCUACUUCAGUGCGACCCAAGCUCAGCUUCCCAGUUCUGAACGCCCCUCCACAUCCCAACCCUGUGACAACCCUUUCCUCCUCACCCUCUCUGUUGCUAUUGAAACGGUCACUCAAAUCAAUGCAUGCUGCUUCUCGUCUCUCAUAUCAACUGUUCUGUUGUUAUUUUAUGAAAUAACGAAUGACGAAAUAUUAAGGAGGCUGAGAAUUAGUCAUCACUAUCAUUUUACUUUUUAUCUUUAUAUGUGGGAAGGAUUGAAGGGACAUGCAUAGGUCAAAAGAUCUGUCGAUAGUGGAGUCUACUUAUGUUCCUGAAUAUCUCUCACUUCCUCUAGAACAUUGGAUUCCCAGGGAAUGUUUUUUUUCUUUGCAGGGUGGGGAUUGCUCCGUUUGCCCUCCAACACAUGUAUAUCAUGUAUAUACUGUACGUCUAUGUAUAUCAUAAGAUGAAGUACAUGUUUCUUCAUGUAUGGUGCACUCUCUUUGGCAUUGAAAGGCAGUAUUAUGUAGCGUAGCUUCCAGGUCUGAUCUAAACAGAAGAGCGGGGCAGAGAUGGGUGGGGGAGGGAUAUUAUUGGGAUUUUACUGCUAUAUGAUCUUUCGCUGAGAAAAAGAAGGCCUAAGAUCCCAUUUGUUUUUUAUUGAUAUACUGGCAUCUUUUGUUGAUUUUUGAAUUAGAAUGUUGCUUCAUGUUGUACAUAUUUUUUUUCCUCCGUCAUGCCGUUUUAUUUAUUAAUUUGUUUUCUUAUUAUUGUCCUCUUACUUUUACAUGUUGUAAAGCAAAAUUACCAUGUUCCAGUUUACAGUUACACAGAGUAAGAAAAUUGUCAUGAGAAUAUUGUCUUGGGGAUUUGUGGCUUAUUGUGGAAUGAAGGGAAACCGUAAUGCGUAUGAUGAAGGACACCCGAAGAACAUAUCGUUUGAGCAGCUAUGUGUUUAUUAAGUAUGGUUGUGCAUUUGGUAAGGACGAGUGUAUGUGCAUGUUCAUAUGCACUGUUUGCUUGAAGCUAACUUUUACAGUAUUAUUAUGUCGUGUUGUUUCUUAAUUUGUAAUUCUUUGACAUUGAGCAGUAAACUUAAGAUAGUCGUUAGCCGUCACUAUACUGCAUGAUCCUAUGAACCAAAAUAUGACAACACCCACAAAAAACAGAAAACAUACAGCAGUAUCUUUUUUGUAGUUUUGCAGCCUCCUCAAGACUGUACCAAAAAGAAAUCAAUUAUUUGUCUUGCCCCCCCCCCCCUUUACACACACACACACACACACACACAUAUAAACACCAUAACCGUUUUCCUCUGACUGACAGAGAACUUUGUAAGGGCUCGUUCAUCACUCUCUAGCUCAGUGAUUCUCAAAGUGGCGCCCCAGGACCCCCCAGGGGUCCGCGAACCAUAGCUUGGGGGUCCGCGGAAUAAUUUACAAACAAUUGUAAAUGACCAUUCGUUCAUUCAUAGCAUUGAAAAAGCAUAUCUACAAACUGGGACCUCUUGCACCAAUAAAAUCAGCUAUUUUGUCCAAUACUCCCGCCCACUUUAGUUUUGUGCCAUUAGAUCGAUUCUGAUAUGAUCGUGACAUGUCUGUCACAAUAAAACUCAAAACAACAAACACAUCGGAGCCAACAUUUUCUCAAAGUUUAUCAAAUGAAUUACUUGGAAAGUAUAAAUGUAGCCUAAUUCUAUCGUUGCAAAGUACUAUAUAGUACAUUAUUACAUAGUAUUAAUAGCUUAUCAACGAUACAAUAAUGAGGGGGGUCCUUGGAAAAAUGUCUCUCUUGAAAGUGGUCCUAAAAAAGUUUGAGAACCCCUGCUCUAGCUGAAUGCUUUUAUAACCUCCCGGAUAAGUCUGCAGAGCAGUUAGAUGAAGGGACAUGUUUCAGGUGAUCAGAGCAGGUUCAGAUGUUUUAACAAGAGUUUCAGGAUAUCCAAACAUGAAGUGUGCAGUGACCAAGAUCAUUGGCAGUAAUUUCACAAGCAUUCAAAAGACAUCCACAACACUUCUGAUCCUUUUAGAGCACAAAGAAAGUGAAACUAUUUAAGACACCGCAUCAAAGUUUCUCCGUUUUUUUCAGGAAAUGCCAGACUUCAGACCACUUCACAGAACAUUAACCCCAUCUGACAUACUGUGCAUGCAUGCAUAAACAUACACACUAUCAUAUAUUAACAAUUUAAGGCCUCUAUUGUCAGAUCACUCUUGCAGUCUUGUGUUUAGGAGGUUACACAAAUUCUGAUUGUGAGGACUCAAACAUAUGUCAUGUUACAUUUUUGCCUUUGCUGGAUAGAACAGCAGGAGAGAGACAGGAAAUGUGGGACAGAGAUAGCGGGGAUGUCGUGCACCAAAUGAGCGCAGGUCAGGAGUCGAACCAGAGGACCAGUGUGUCGAAGGCCUUUGCCUCUGUAUAUGUAGUGUCUCUUACACUGACUGAGCAAAACCAGCACCACAGAUUAUUUUUCAAACUGAGAUUUUAACCCAUAAGUACCAAAUAACUGGACAAGUUAUAAUGUUGCACUGCAAUGUUAAAAACGCCCAAUGUUGUAUUUCAAUUAACUUUCACUGAACACAUUAUUGGAUAAUGACCCAAUAAUAUAGAAUCAUAAUAAUAACAUAUUAAUCCAGCUGUCAGGGUUCUUUAAUUCAUCGAAUACAUUUGGAUUCAUACUUAGUUAAAUCGAGAUAUUUUUCAGAAUUAUUUUGAUACUAAAUGGUCUGAAGAGUUUUUCAGCCACUGAUAUUUGGCAAACCAAUCAUUUUAAUUUGAUAACUUCAAUGGCCUUAUAGUCUACCUCUUCUCGGUGAAAAGGAUUCAGUAUUUAUUCCAUAUGUAUUAUUAUGUAAGAAAAACACUUUUGAAAUGUUGCACUCAAGUGCUCAAUCUAAGUCCAGGCUAAGGCAGUGAAUGUGUUAGCAGCUCCAUACAGCAGGUGUAGACAGGUACAACUUCUUACACAGAGGAAGGUGAGGGAUUAAAACCCUGCACAUGCACAUCACACUUUGCUCAUUUCCCAUUCCGCCCCACAGGACAAAAAAACACUUUUUUCUAUCUAGUCAGGGAAUUACUUCUGUCUUACCACCUGCCAAACAUCUUGCUUUGCUCAAACUGGACAAUAUUAGCCGAAUAGAUGUGGGGCCGAGAACUUCACUCCCACACAAUUGUGUUAAAUUGUGGCAAAGUGAACUCUCUCAAAUGAGGGCCUGGUAGUUUUGAUGGUGUGGCUGCAACCAUUUGACAUUAGGACUGACCUGGGAUUAACUUGUACCAAACCUUUGCACAGGAGCUUCCUAACCAGCCACACCUCUGCUUUGGAAAUCCUUUAGUGUCACUGCCUUCUGCUGGUAGGAUAAGGAACAACAACUGCUUUACCCUUAUCUGAAACUGCUUUCUAUUUUCACUGCCUCUUAUGAACUGGUACCUUGUGUUGCAGAAUUACACCCUCUUUUUUUUUUUUUUUUAUUUCUUUCCUCCUAACCUCCCUUUCCUUCCUUCCUAUAUUUCUGUUGCAUGAAAACCUCACAUGAGGAUGUCAUGAUUGUUCUGUUGGACCUGAAAGCAAAAUACACCUAUGUGUUUCAAAGCUG
Messenger RNA from Labrus bergylta (ballan wrasse), 4602 nucleotides. Its product is annotated as hippocalcin-like protein 1. The record is from RefSeq and is a predicted model, not a curated record. Gene Ontology annotation, molecular function: calcium ion binding. NCBI's taxonomy places the organism in Eukaryota, Metazoa, Chordata, Actinopteri, Labriformes, Labridae.